CCAAUGGAUGGAGCAAAUCACUCAGUGGUGUUGGAGUUUGUAUUCCUGGGACUCACCAACUCCUGGGGUAUCCAAUUACUCCUCUUUGUGUUCUCUUCCAUGCUUUUUACAGCAAGCAUGAUGGGAAACUCCCUCAUUGUGUUCACAGUGGCUUCUGAGCCAUAUUUACACUCUCCCAUGUACUUUCUGUUGGCUAACCUGUCCUUCAUUGACCUAGGUCUGUCUUCUGUCAUUUCCCCCAAAAUGAUUUAUGACCUUUUCAGGAAGCACAAAGUCAUCUCCUUUAGAGGCUGCAUCACCCAGAUCUUCUUCAUCCAUCUCAUUGGUGGUGUAGAGUUGGUGCUCCUUAUAGCCAUGGCCUUUGACAGAUAUGUGGCCAUAUGUAAGCCUCUGCACUACCUGACCAUCAUGAGCCCACGGAUGUGCAUCUUCUUUUUAGUGGCUGCCUGGGUGGUUGGCCUUAUUCAUUCAGUGGUUCAAUUGGCUUUUGUAGUAAAGUUGCCCUUCUGUGGCCCUAACAUGUUGAACAGCUUUUACUGUGACCUUCCUCGGUUCAUCAGACUUGCCUGCACAGACACCUACAGACUGGAACUCAUGGUCACAGCCAACAGUGGUUUCUUCUCUGUGGGCUCCUUCUUCAUACUGAUCAUUUCCUAUAUUGUCAUCAUUCUCACUGUUCAGAAACACUCUUCUGCUGGUUCCUCCAAGGCUCUGUCCACACUGUCAGCUCACAUCACUGUGGUAGUCUUGUUCUUUGGUCCUUUAAUAUUAAUCUAUGCUCAGCCAUCUUCCUCCACACACCUGGAUAAGUUCCUGGCUAUAUUUGAUGCACUUGUCACACCUUUUCUGAAUCCUGUCAUCUACACACUAAGGAAUCAAGAAAUGAAGGUGGCAAUGAGGAAAGUAUGUAGACAGCUAGUGAGUUACAGGAAGAUUUCUUAA
Urocitellus parryii (Arctic ground squirrel) is the source of this 942-nucleotide messenger RNA. Its product is annotated as olfactory receptor 4F3/4F16/4F29-like. The record is from RefSeq and is a predicted model, not a curated record. Lineage: Eukaryota; Metazoa; Chordata; Mammalia; Rodentia; Sciuridae. Gene Ontology annotation, molecular function: olfactory receptor activity; G protein-coupled receptor activity. Gene Ontology annotation, cellular component: membrane. Gene Ontology annotation, biological process: G protein-coupled receptor signaling pathway.